ACUAGAAGCAUGGGACCCAAGAAUACAUUAUGCAAUUUAAGAUGGAAGCAAAAGAAAAAACUUUAUUGGAAUGUGCACUAAUUUGCUUCAACAUAUAUAAUGUUUAACAACACAACAAGGAAAAAAUAAUUAAAAGAUGGUUUGCAGACUCAAGAAGACAGCACUGUAAGUUUACAUGGAAUGUAUGUUGUCUUUACAACCAUAAGAUCAGAAGUACACUUUAAGAAACCCAUCUAAAAUGGAAUACAUGGUAGUUCUACAGUCAGAUGUGGAUGAAUGCAAUACAUGGGACUUUGUAUAUGACACAGAUGAGCGUGCUGUGCCGUGUCAGGUAGCCAAGCCAACGAUGGACAGCAUCAAUUGUUGGGACUCCUCCACCUCCAGAGAGCUGCUCAGGAAGCAGCCACAAUUACUGCUGCAACUGCCCCUGCCACCAAAUCUCUGGACCCCUAAGGAUCUAUGUUUUUUGCAUAUAAUGCACAUCUGAAUUUCCCUCAGCUGAUUUGGAGAGAAAUGCACAUAUUUUAAGUUUCACCCCAGCUUCAGUAUUACAUAAUGUGCAUGCUGUGGUGGAAAUGCCAGUGUCACUGAUUGGCUACUUUCCUUUCUCCACCCUGACUGUGAUUGGUGGAUCCUCCCAUCUUAUCUGUCUCAUCUUGCCCAGACUGUUGCACUUCACAGUUCAACUGCUGAGCACUGACCACAGAGGGAUCAGAGGUUGCUUGCGGAUCAGGACUUGGCCAGUGAGAUGGGGCAAUAUUACCCUUGUGUGCUUCUAUUCUGUGGGGUAUUUUUACCAAAUAUCCUUGCUUUUCCACAUGUGAACACUUCAAUAGAUUGUGAUUCUAUGUUACCACACUAUGAAGGUGAAGCACAAAAAUCACCACCACCAUACCUCAUUACUACCGCUUUUGAUAGCUAUGACCCAGGAAAUGAAAUUGAAGUGACAUUACAUGGAAAUGAUAAGUCCGGUUUUCAAGGAUUUCUUCUACAGGCUCGGGAAGUUGAUGGAGAUGCUCCUGUUGGCACUUUUAAAAUUACAGAUCUGAACACGCAAGGCCUUAGUUGUAAUAAUGUUUCGAAUUCAGCAGUAAGUCAUAUAAACUCAGAUGUGAAGAACAAAGUUACAACAAUUUGGGUUGCCCCUUCCAAAGCUAAGGAUGUUCGCUUUAGUGCAACUUUUGUAAAAGACCUUGAAAAUUUUUGGACUGGAGUAGAGAGCAAAACUCUUACACCAAGGAAUUCAGAGUCCCAGAAUGUCACAAGAAGAAGUAAGAAGAAGUCCUCAAACACUGUGAUAGUGGCAUGUAAACAGACUGGAGGGACUUACUCAAGCAGUGGUAAAUGUAUUCCGGGCGGAUCCUCUGGCUCCUCUUCAAGUGGUAGCUCAGGCAGCCAGACUAUAUAUAUUUCCUCACAGAGCAGUGGUAGUCAUCCCCAAGGUGGAGUAGUUUAUCCAGUAAGAGGAAGUGGAUGUGGUCCAGGUGGGGCUGCUGGUGUAUAUGGAAUAUAUGGCUGUCGAGGGGAUGGAUCUUCAUUCAACAAUGGCAUUUCCUAUGGUCAGUCUGUCCCUUCAGGCAGCAAAGAAACCUCUGUUAAGAUAACAUCCUAUGCCGCAAGUGGUCCCUAUCCAGCUGAGCGUCAGACCUACCCACAGAGCUUGAGCGGUUCUGGAUACAAAGUCUAUGUCCAAGGUGGACAAAGUUACCAAGGUGGCAGCAUUUCCUAUGGUCAGGGUGGAAGCAGUGGUUCUUAUAAUCCGGUUGGACAAGGAUCCCCCAGUGUCAGCAUUACCUACGGAAAGGGUGGACAGACUUACCCAGGCAGCAGUGGUUCUUAUGGUCAGCAGGGAGGAUCUUCCUCAAGUGGUAGCAGUGGGUGUGGAAAGGGUACUCCAUAUGACAGCAGUUCCUGUUAUGAGAGUCAGUCCACUUCCUCACAGGAUUCUUCUAACCAGAGUGGUUCAUCCUCUUCCCAAGGUAGCAGUGGCUGUCAAAAUGAUGGAAAUUCUGACUCGGACAGUAGCAACCGUUGUCCCCAGGGUGAAUCCUCACAAAACUCUGGUAACCAGGAUUCACAGAGCAAUUCAGGCAGCAGUAGCAGUUCUUGUGGUGAAAGUUCCUCUGGUUGUGGAAACAGCAAGGUUGUUGCUCGCGAUCUAUCCCAUGUUCUGCACAUUAGGAGUCUCAGUGAACAGAAUGAACCUGCUACAUCAAACAGCCGCAAUGAAAAUACUCAGGAUGGAUCAUUUAUUGCACACAGUGACAGUUCCAGGGGCCAAGGAGACUGUGUUUGCCCUGGUGACAGUAGAAGCCCUGUCCAGGAUGGACCUACCCCACAGAGCCCAAACCGGUCUGAUGAUGAGGGUUCAUCUUCCUCAGGAGGCACUCAAUCUGUUGAAAGGAGUUCCUCUUCCUCUGAAGGCAGUCAGUCUGGUGGACAGGGUUCCUCAGGAGGUAGUCAUUCUGCUGGGCAGGCUUCCUCUGUUUCAGGAGACAGUCAGUCCAGUGAUGAGGAAGAAUGUGAGUCCUCUAAAGAGAGUUCACAUGCAUCUCAUACUAUACUCAGAAGUCGCCCCUCAUCAGGGGACUCAUCGUCCUCAGUAGGCAGCCAAAGCAGUGGAAAGGAAGAAUGUGAUUGCUCUAAGCAGAGUUCAGGUUCGUCUUCUGAAGGCAGUCAAUCUGGUGGACAGGAUUCAUCUUCCACAGGAGGCAGCCAAGACAGUGGAGCAAGCGAAUCAUCUGAUCUAGUCAGAAGCCAUAUCUCUAGAGAAAAUUCAUCUUCCUCAGAAGGCAGCCAAGGCAGUGGAGCGGGUUCUUCUUCCUCUGGAGGCAGUUUUUCUAGCGUACAGGGUCUCCCUUCCUCAGGAAGUGGUCAGUCUGGUGGACAGAAUGAAUGUAAUUGCCCCAGCAGUGGUUCAGGUUCAUCCUCAUCAGGAGGCAGCCAAAGCAGUGGAGCGAGUGCAUCUUCCUCGGGAGGCAGCAAAGGCAGUCAAGGGAACUCAUAUUCCUCAGGAAGCAGUCAAAGCAGUAGAGAGGAUUCCUCUAAUUCAGGAGGCAGUUCUUCUGGUGGACAACAAGGUUCUUCUUUGGGAGCCAGUCGUCCUGGUGGACAAAGUCCAUCUUCCUCAGAAAGUACCGGAUCUAGGGGACAGGGCGGAUGUGUUUGCCCAGCUGGGAGUUUAAACAGACAAGCUUCCGGAGGCAGUCAGCCUGGCAAAACUGGUUCAUCAGGGUUCCAAGGAGGCAGCCAGUCUGGUAAACCGGGUUCAUCUAUUACAGGAGGUGGCCCAGUGAGUGCUGCUGGGAAACAGUUUCAUCCUGGACUUCUGAUUCUUUUCAGCAUUUUGAGUGCCUUUACCAUCUCUUCUUCAGUUAUGUCAAAGGCUUAUAUGAAUUUCUGAAGUCAUAUGAUUGGAGUCCUAGAUAUUAUAACAUCUGAAAUAUCAGAUUAUCUUAUGUAUAAAAGGUUUGGCUUGAAUUUUAUGGAUAUGUCAUGUGUCUUUGCUAUAAUGUUAUGUAUAGCUAAAAUGCCAUGCACUUGAUUAGUUUUACCUUCAUUUGAAUCCAUAAUGCACAUCAGUAGUUAAUUUUUCAGUAUUUUUGGCAUCAUUGGAAGAGAGCAUAUUGUGCCCUAGCUGUAUUUUUUUUUAUUAUUAUUAUUUCUUAUCUAGGCAUUUGGUUAAUGCUUCAUUUAAACUUGAUCUAGUCACUAAUACACCCACAUGGGAGAUAUUUAUUAAACCAGAAAAAAAUAUGAAUAAUAAAUUGUCAAAAGUGAAAGCCCGAUGGCUCUUUCUAGUCGUCAUUGCAUAAAAGAGAGCCCACACAGCUUUUGGUAAAAGGCCUCAGUAGGACAAAAUUAGAAACAAAGCACAGCAAUUUUGAAAUGUCAUUAUCUAUUACAGAAAUUAUGCCAGAGUUCAGUGUGAAUUUGGUAAAGCAGAAAUUGUCAUAGCAGUUAAAUUUUGUAUAGUUCCUCUCUGCCAUAAAAUAAGUACGUUGAAGAGAGACGUCCUGAUGCUUAUAAACAGUGGAUGUCAUAUGUUUCAAUCACCUGAAAAUAUCUAUAGUUUUCCAGAGAACCAUAAUAGGGAAUACAGCCCAGAAGAGGAUGAUGACCUAGGGGCUUCUGAAGAACAGACUUUUUCCUUUGGGGAUAAUUCAGAAUGUAGCUUACAAAACUGAUAGCAUCACUAGAUCAUUACCCUUUUGACAAAUAUUUUGCCUAAAUUGUGAUAACUUUAGUAAAUUUAAUUUCCAGAAUGAUGUGGAAAUCCAUAAACUAGUAUUAAUAUAACCAAUCUUUGAUUGUCAAGGACUUGCCUCAGUUUUUUCCUCCGUAAUUUCCUUUGGAACUCUAUUGGAAAGUGUUGCCUUUGAAAGGCCUCUCAGCAGUGCUCAGUGUAUGCACACUAAAAAAAUGCAGAUGACUCCCAGAAAACAAAAACGCUAGCAGUUUAAAAAUGUAGUCUGACCACAUUUUGUUCUCUAACAAUAAGCUCCUUUGGGACAAAUACAGUGUUAUUGCUUGGACAGUGACAACCACAUUGGCCCUUAAACAAUAAUGACACGUUUAAUACUGUUCCUAAUACAUGCAUAGUAUUCUUAUAGUAUGGCAUGUUUUAAGCUAGUGGCAGGUGUUAACAAGGUGCAUCCCUUUCAAACAUUUUUUUAAAUGAAUAUAUGGCCUAUUGAAACUGCAUGUAAAAUUAAAGCUUAAAGCUGCUUACAACUACACAUAGACUACACAAAUAUACUUUGAAGCAGAUACAAUGGAUGAAAUUCUGUUGUCAUUGAAAUCAUCUGAUUUUAACAGGGUCAGGAGUGCAUCCAGUGUUGUCUUCUACGUUCUCUACAACAACAACAACGACUAAUACAAUAAUACUUGCAACAAAUCCUGAGUUCCUUACACAGGAAAAAAAAAGAGUUUUGUCUGAAUAAGAACUUCAAGAUUUGUCUCAUAAUACUGAUCUUAAAACCAUUCAGAUACACAAUAUAAUAUUCUCUAAGACACGGUAUACUCUAGUGUUGUUUGCAUAUAUUGCACCGCUUUAAUAAAUUCGUCACUGAUUUCAUACAAAAAA
Molecule: messenger RNA, 5086 nt
Organism: Alligator sinensis (Chinese alligator)
Lineage: Eukaryota; Metazoa; Chordata; Crocodylia; Alligatoridae
Product: hornerin-like
Exons: 63
Coding region: 749-3403 (884 amino acids)
Molecular function (GO): oxidoreductase activity, acting on metal ions
Source: RefSeq, a predicted model, not a curated record